CUAAAAGCAAUCGUACGUCUAGCAACGAUACAGUCGUUGUGGAUUUGUUGUCUUGUUUUAUUUGUUCCUUGUUAGCAUUAUCCUUCACAAGCUACUUGUUUUAAGAGUGAGCUGUUCAAACUAUAUUAGACGCUAUUCCUUCAAACAACUUUAUGAGUUCCUUGUUCUUUCAUGAAAGCAGGAAAUGAAAUUAAGUAUUUAAGGAUACAGAGUUUUCUAAUUUUUACUUUUAAGAGUAUUGUUAUAGCACCAUAAUACAUCAAAUUUCAAUCCAUAUUUGUCAAUGAUCAUGCAUCCACUCAAGUUAAUUCUCCCACAAGGGUUAGGUGUUGAAAUCAAAGAAAAGGGAGCUUCACUAGAUCGCAACUCUACAACCUGCAAUACCUUUAUUUGCUUUGAAGAAUUUGAUGAUGGGUGUCAGAAAGUUCGGAAAGUUACAUUUGAAAACGGAAAUGAGUAUCAAGAUAUGAACUGCUAUUAUACAUUUGAAGUGGCUGUUGACCAGAAGGUCCACAUUGAGUCUGAGCAGAAAUCGGCUAAUGGUAAGACAUCUUUUGUUGAAUUUACGCUUUCACACACUGGAGUUCAAAUUUUAGACUACAGUGUUAUUGAAAUUCCUUAUGUCGGAAAUGAAGAUAAUAAUGAUGGUGACAGUAUUGAGACCCCAGAAACAACAGACACAGAGCUGCAAGUUGGAACAUAUAAGUUUGGUCCAAGCAUGGAAAUUAAACGAACCUCCAGCAGAACUCAGAAACAGAAAGUUCAAGUGAAGGAUGGAUAUAGUAACAAUAAGGAACAAGAAGUUGAAACACAAAUUACUCUUAUCCAUGUUUAUAAGCCAUUUUCUAAAACUCAACCAUUUUUAUUGGUUCAAUGA
This is a messenger RNA of Hansenula anomala, 877 nucleotides long. RefSeq lists its product as uncharacterized. NCBI's taxonomy places the organism in Eukaryota, Fungi, Ascomycota, Saccharomycetes, Phaffomycetales, Wickerhamomycetaceae. Bases 284 to 877 code for a protein of 197 amino acids. The transcript has a single exon. The record is from RefSeq and is a predicted model, not a curated record.